Molecule: messenger RNA, 1110 nt
Organism: Ceratina calcarata
Lineage: Eukaryota; Metazoa; Arthropoda; Insecta; Hymenoptera; Apidae
Product: 48 related 2
Exons: 4
Coding region: 251-754 (167 amino acids)
Biological process (GO): developmental process; regulation of transcription by RNA polymerase II
Molecular function (GO): protein dimerization activity; DNA-binding transcription factor activity, RNA polymerase II-specific; RNA polymerase II transcription regulatory region sequence-specific DNA binding
Source: RefSeq, a predicted model, not a curated record
CCAGACUCCCCAGGGACACCAGCGAUAGUCAGACACCCUCCGCAUCGGUCGUCGCCGUUACCGUGAAGUGACUUCGGGCCUCAUAGUUUCGAUUGAUUAAAAAAUAUAUUUAUAAGAUUUGGUUGGUUGAUUGGUUGGUUGAUCGACUUGAAACAAGUGAAUCCUUGCUGUGGAUCCUUGGGGGUUUGAGAAAUAUUUAUUCAAGGGUUGCAAGUGAGUGGGAUUAAUGAGCUGGUGAAGAGGAGCAAUUAUGGCGAGCCAUUCGAGUUUUGAGUAUGAGGAUAGGAGUCAGAGGAUGAGGCACAGGGUCGGCACUACUUCCAGAGCGGCUGAUUCUACUGUCGCUUGCACUAGGUAUGCUCGAUAUCGUGGUAUACAACACUAUCAGUUCUCACGGUUAGUUCUAGUGUUAAGAACGGUGAUUGCGAUUUUUAGCAGCAUCAACUCGGCUUUCGACGAGCUACGAGUCCACGUGCCAACGUUCCCAUACGAGAAGAGACUGUCGAAGAUCGACACCCUUCGCCUAGCCAUAGCAUACAUCGCUCUUCUCAGGGAAGUGUUGGCUGCCCGACUCGACCCGCUCACUUACGUCGAAAGAUGCCUCAGAGGCGAAAUCAAUGGCGAGCGUGCCGAGUGGAACACCAGCGAUCUGACAGCACGGCUCUCGUGGAUAAACUGGGAGAACUUGGGUGUGAAUCCUAAUAGGCGAUCGGUAUUGACGACGCUCGCCCUGACGACGGACAAUAUGAAUUGAAGCUGAAAAAACGGGGACGAUGAAAAUCGCAGGAUUCUCCUUUUCAUUGUAAAUAAGACCCAGUCGAAUAGAGGGAACGAGCGCCACUCGAGGACGUUAUACAAUUUGUAUACAUUUCAGUUCUAGUCUGGACGUGCAAUACGAGCGGAUAUCACGUUACGUUUCGUACAUCUACGUAUAAGUAUUCGUGUACAUCGGGAGCAUAUAGCUGAUCUAGUUUUAGUAUUUUGUUUGGAAUAAAAUCAGGAGGCUACAUCUCUCGAGUUUCAUUCGAGAACCCACAGCAUUUCCUAAUUCAAUUCUACUUGAUGUCCUAAAAUUAUUGGAAAUCGGUUAAUAAAUGAAGAUCUGUUUAA